Messenger RNA from Symbiodinium sp. CCMP2592, 360 nucleotides. The record is from the annotation of a GenBank genome assembly. Lineage: Eukaryota; Dinophyceae; Suessiales; Symbiodiniaceae.
GCGAAGGACCGCGACGAGGAGCCGGAGCAGACCGACCAGGCAGAGGCCAAGGGGGACGAGAAGGCGGAGGUCGAGGGUGACGACAAGCCCGACCGGGCCGAGAAGGACAAGCAGGGCCCCAGAAAGAAAGCCGCCAAGAAGGCGACAGCGGCCGAGGACAAGGAGGCCAAGAAGGCAGAGGCCGAGGGUGACGAGAAGGCCAAGCAGGCCGAGAACGACCAGCAGGGGCCCGCAAAGAAAGCCAACAGGGCAAGAGCGGCCGAGGACAAGCAGGAAGCGGACUUCCGGGAGUGCUUCGCGAUUCUCAACUCUGCGAAUCUCGUCGAGUUUUUUCCGCCAACCCUGGAGGAGUUCCUGGAG